Molecule: messenger RNA, 9488 nt
Organism: Harpia harpyja (harpy eagle)
Lineage: Eukaryota; Metazoa; Chordata; Aves; Accipitriformes; Accipitridae
Gene: FZD1
Product: frizzled class receptor 1
Exons: 1
Coding region: 402-2189 (595 amino acids)
Biological process (GO): non-canonical Wnt signaling pathway; canonical Wnt signaling pathway
Cellular component (GO): plasma membrane
Molecular function (GO): Wnt-protein binding; Wnt receptor activity
Source: RefSeq, a predicted model, not a curated record
GCCCCCGGGUGAGGCGUUGGGAGACGGUCCCUUACGCAGGAAAGUUCGGCGUCGGUUUCAAGGCUCCUCCCUCCCGGUGAAAGGCAGACUGCGGGGCGCCUGGAAACCGGUCGGAGGGAGCGCGGCGCGGCGCGGCGAGGCGAGGGGCGCGGGCUCGAGGGGCCGGCACAAAUGGUCAGGCGGCGGCGGCGGCGGAGGCGGCGGCGGCGGUAGUCGGAGGCGCGGCGGGCGCUGCCGCCGGUGCGGGCAGAGCUGCGCGCCGCGGCCGCGCGAGUGGCGGCCGGGGCUGCCCCGUCCCUGCCCGCCGCUCCCUUCAUGAGUCGCAAGUUCGGGCCGGGAGGAGCAGCGGCGGCGGCGGCGGGGCGGCGGGAGCCCGGCUGGGCAGGCGGCACCGACUGAGCAUGGCCGAGCGGCGCGGGCCGGCGGCGAGCGGCGGCGGGGAAGUUGGCGGCGGGCGGCGGGCGGGCGGCGGCCGGUGCCCGCGGCUGCCGCCGCGGCCGCUGCUACUGCUGCUGCUGCUGCUGUGGGCGGCGGCGCUGCCGGCCGGCGGCCAGCCGCCGGCGCCGCAGUACAACGGCGAGCGGGGUAUCUCCAUCCCGGACCACGGCUACUGCCAGCCCAUCUCCAUCCCGCUCUGCACCGACAUCGCCUACAACCAGACCAUCAUGCCCAACCUGCUGGGCCACACCAACCAGGAGGACGCGGGGCUGGAGGUGCACCAGUUCUACCCGCUGGUGAAGGUGCAGUGCUCGGCCGAGCUCAAGUUCUUCCUCUGCUCCAUGUACGCCCCGGUGUGCACCGUGCUGGAGCAGGCCCUGCCGCCCUGCCGCUCCCUGUGCGAGCGGGCCCGCCAGGGCUGCGAGGCCCUCAUGAACAAGUUCGGCUUCCAGUGGCCCGACACGCUGCGCUGCGAGAAGUUCCCGGUGCACGGGGCCGGCGAGCUCUGCGUGGGGCAAAACGCCUCCGAGCGCGGCACCCCCACGCCCGCCCUGCGCCCCGAGAGCUGGACCAGCAACCCCCACCGCGGGGGCGGCGGCGGUGCCGGGGGCUCGGGGCCCGGCGAGCCCCGCGGGCGCUUCUCCUGCCCGCGGGCGCUGAAGGUGCCCUCCUAUCUGAACUACCGCUUCCUGGGGGAGAAGGACUGCGGGGCCCCCUGCGAGCCCGGCCGCCUCUACGGGCUCAUGUACUUCGGGCCCGAGGAGCUGCGCUUCUCCCGCACCUGGAUCGGCAUCUGGUCGGUGCUCUGCUGCGCCUCCACCCUCUUCACCGUCCUCACCUACCUGGUGGACAUGAAGCGGUUCAGCUACCCCGAGCGGCCCAUCAUCUUCCUCUCGGGCUGCUACACGGCAGUGGCCGUGGCCUACAUCGCCGGCUUCCUCCUGGAGGAGAGGGUGGUCUGCAACGAACGCUUCGCCGAGGACGGCUCCCGCACCGUGGCGCAGGGCACGAAGCGGGAGGGCUGCACCAUCCUCUUCAUGAUGCUCUACUUCUUCGGCAUGGCCAGCUCCAUCUGGUGGGUCAUCCUCUCGCUCACCUGGUUCCUCGCUGCCGGCAUGAAGUGGGGCCACGAGGCCAUCGAGGCCAACUCCCAGUACUUCCACCUGGCUGCCUGGGCCGUGCCGGCCAUCAAGACCAUCACCAUCCUGGCCCUGGGGCAGGUGGACGGGGACGUCCUUAGCGGCGUCUGCUUUGUGGGCAUCAACAACGUGGACGCUCUGCGGGGCUUCGUGCUGGCCCCCUUGUUCGUCUACCUGUUCAUCGGCACCUCCUUCCUGCUGGCCGGCUUCGUGUCCCUCUUCAGGAUCCGGACCAUCAUGAAGCACGACGGCACCAAGACGGAGAAGCUGGAGAAGCUCAUGGUGAGGAUAGGCAUCUUCAGCGUCCUCUACACGGUGCCGGCCACCAUCGUCAUUGCCUGCUAUUUUUACGAGCAAGCUUUUAGGGAACAGUGGGAGAGGAGCUGGGUCACGCAGAGCUGUAAGAGCUAUGCCAUCCCCUGCCCCAACAACCACAGCAGCCACCACCCGCCCAUGAGCCCCGACUUCACCGUCUUCAUGAUCAAGUAUCUCAUGACCUUAAUCGUGGGCAUCACCUCGGGCUUCUGGAUCUGGUCUGGGAAAACCCUGAACUCCUGGAGGAAGUUUUACACCCGGCUCACCAACAGCAAGCAGGGCGAGACCACCGUCUGAGACCCCUGUCCGCCGGGCCGGGGGGAUGGCGGCCGGCUGGGGGACCGGGGCUCUGCCUCGGGAGGCAGCUGCUUAUCCAGCCUGGGCAAACUUUGGGGGACGGCGAGUCGCUUCCGCAGGCGGCGGGGAGCAGAGGACGAGCCAGGUGGGGACCCCGGCGCCUGGGACCGCCGGCUCUGCCCUCCCCGCUCCUCUCGGGCCGUCUCCUGUCGGAACUGAGCGCACUGUCGGGUUGGGGGAGAGGGAUGUAAAUAGCCUGUGUAAGAUUUUGUAAGUAUAUUUGUAUUUAAAUUACAAAAAUCUCACUUUUUUUAAUUAUUUAGGACACUUUUAACCCGUUUGCGGAUUUUGCUUCCUCGCCCCCCCCCUUUUUUUUUUAUUUAAAAAAAAAAGGGGGCGUUGGAUUUUUUAUUUCGUAGGGCAGGAUGGGAAAAACUGCCGGUAAGAGAAACCAAACCAAACCCCUUUCUUCUCCCCCACGCAGGUUUUGUAAUGGCUUUGCUGGGAGUUUCAGUUGCGUGAGCAGCGGGGCCCGGAGCGAGGCUGCUGCCGCGGCCGGGGGCGCCUCCUGACGCGGGCUGGGCCCCGGGCCCCGGGCCCCGCGCCCGGCCUGCCAGAGGUAUGUGGCGGUGGAGGUGGGGUUGGGGAGGAGCGCCGCUUCCCGUCCCGGUCCCGGCCCCGGCGCCGGCCCCGGUCCCGUGGCGGGGAGGACGGACCACCGCCGGGCGCCGGGCCCCGUGCCGGGGAGGGCCGGCAGCCGCCCGGCCGUGGCGCGGGGACGGCGCCUCAGCUCGCCUCGGCCGGCCGCAGCGGAGCCGAGCCCCGCUGACCCAGGCGGGACCCGGCAGGCCCUUUUUGGGGGGGGGGGGGGGGGGGGAUGUAGAAAGAACACCCAGCCCUGCCCGGAGGUGUGCCGGGUUUUUCUCUGGAGGGAGAGCCUUUCCACAGCGCCCGGGGCUAGGGGGGUUGGCUGCCGGCUGCCCUCUAACAAUUUUAUAAGAUUUAUUUAAAUGCACCACAUAGUUGAAGAGGAGUUGGCCUGUUUUGUUGUAGGAGUUGAGGUUUAACGCCGUCUGCACCUGUAGCACGUCCGAUGGCUGAGGAGGUGGGUGGGGACAGAGGUACACCAAACUGCCCUCUCGGUCUGUUUGUGUUUAAGCCGGCUUUUCAGUCGCAAGCUCCGAGGGGGGCCGGCGGAGCGGGGGGCGGUGGCGGAGCGGGGCCGGCGCUCCCCGGGGUCCCCCCGCGGGUGCUGCCACCGGCGCCUGCCCCGGUCCCCUCCCUGCCGGGCUGCUGUCGGCCGGGGUUAGCAGGAUCAGGAAAUUCGGGCUCGGGAGCGAGAGCUUCAGUGGAAUAAAACGCAGCGUUCAGAUUUUUUUUCUUUUUUUUUUUUUACCACUUAAUUAUAUCCAUACGCUGGCUCUUCGUUUGGGAAACAUUGGAGCCAUUGCCCUGAAUUUUAAUUCAUUGACAUUUAAUUCAUUACACAUUAUGAGGGUGUGAUGAUUUUUGCCAGUAGUAAAAACAAAGGAAGGGAAAACAGAAAACCAGAAUGGUUAAGUGCUCUGCUGGGAUGCGAGACCUUAAAGGGCCUCUGCUGUCUUUUUUUCCCCCCCUCUUUUUUUCCGUACGGUAAUAACAUUGCAUACUGCAAAGACAAGCUACCAUGUGUGCAAUAUAUCUACUACCUUGUAUGCUCCUGGGUGCGUGGGAUUGUGCUUCUUAACACAAAAAGAAAAAAAAGGCUAAAAAUGAAAUUGUAACUUUUGACAGAUGCAUUUGAGUAUUUAGUCCUCUGUAUGAAAAAAAGCAGAAUGCUUCUCUCCUGACUGUAUUGUUUUAAACUUUUUUUAUAUUACAAAUGCCUGUAUUUAGGUUUAUAAACAUUAUCUAUGGCUACCAUACCCUGAAAUGCAAAAUUAUUUGAAUUUGGUAUGCAUUUAUUUCUGUUCAUUAUCACAAGAUCAUCUAUAUUUAUAGAGGAAUAGAAAUUUAUAUAUAUUAAAUACCAUAUUUUUAAUUUCUCUGAAAUAAAUUGAGGUUUUGUACAAAACUAUCUUGUCCCUUUACAUAUUCCUGUGACUAACUUAAAUACUGUGUGAAAGCAGUGUAUAUACUACAAGAUGUGUGGGAUUCCUUUUUUCUUUUCUUAUGUUGAGUUCACAGUAAAAAGCUGGAAUUCAGUGUAGGAAUUCAUUGUGCAUUUUGGUUUUUAUCUCUGGGCCGGUCUAGAUUAAUCCUUCAAAAGAAGUAAUGUAAACUGUUCAAGAUCUCUGACAGGGUAUGGUCGGUGGUGUGAAAUCCAAGAAGAGAUCUGCUAUAUGGCAGGAGAAGAAAGAAGCUCACCAGUUCUUUUUCUUUUUUUUUUGUUGAAGAAAAAGGUUCUCUCAACUUAGCCUUUCUUCUCCCUUUCCUAUUAAUAUUUUCUCACUGCUCAAAAUGGCACUCACACUAUGUUGCAAUAUUGUCAGAAUAUUUUAAUGAGUGAAAUAGUUAUGUUUUCCUGAAUUUGGAAUGUUUGGUUAAUCCAGAGUUAAAUGGUACGUUCAUGAAAGCAUUUCAGCUUUGUGGAAAGUACACGCAUUCUUAAACCUUUCAACACAACGCAUCCUUUUUUUCUAAUUCAUUGUUCGAAGUGCCGUUCUGUAAGCCUGGAUUUGUUAGGAAAGACUGGCUAAUUAUGAGACUCAAUUUCUGAUUGCCAGUGUUAUAAGCUAGUGCAGCAUUUCAUUCUGUAGAUCUGGAGGAAGAUGUAAAUGAUUUUUGGCUGGUUUACUUCUUUCAGAUCGUGAUGCAUAAACAGCCAUAGAAAAGUAAGGGAAGCUUAACAAAAUAAUGAGGUGAGACAACACGGCAGGGUUUUUUUUGUUUUUAAAUUUGUUUUACAUGAACAUAGUUCCCGCUUUCUCAGAUAUUUUGCACAUUUUUCUAAAGUCGUCGUUCCCCCCCCCCCCCCCCCCGGGGGGGGCUAUUUUAGCAUUUAAAAUUGUACUGGUCAGCACUCAGCUAAUGACCUGAAGUACAACCCAUUCAAUUUCAGUUGCAGUGGAAUUCUUUUUGGUCAGUUGGUAUAAUUACAUUUGAGCCAUUUUGACUGAUCUGUUUUCUUGCAGCUGAAUGUGUGUGAUUUAUUUAUGCAUAGGAGAACACAUUUAUUUGUAAUAGUGACAUUGUAUUUAUGGUAGGGAUGGGAGGACCAAUUUUUAAAAAAAACUUUUCAAAGAUGAAUAAUUGAAUUGCUGUUUCUACAUGAAGUAAAAUGUUAAUAUUUGCAGUUCAUGAUUUGCAGCAGAUAUGGAUCCCCUUCAGUUCUUUGGGAUUUUUUUCAUAGAUUGCAGAGCUGAAGCUCCAUGUUCAAUCUUGGUUAUUUUAAUAAAUAUACUAGAGAGCACAAUAUCAUAAUUUAAAAAUAAUUUAAAACAGCAACCCACUGCUUUUUUGUUUGCUAAUUUUUGUGAACUUUCACAGGGCAGUAAUUUGCAAAGGUCACAGUCAUUACUGAAUGCUGUGGUGCUAUCUGUAUGACUCGCCUUUUUGUACUUUUAUUUUUCAACACAUAAUGGUAUUUGAGACUCCUCAUUAAUAUGAUACAAAGCUGUCUUUUGCAUGGGUAUAUUGCAGUCAUCACUGAUGUUUUACCUUACUGUUAAAAACAGAUCUAUCCAUUGCUCCAGGGAAUUUAGACAGUUUUUUUUUCCAACACAGUCUGUAUAAUUGAUGUACCAUGUUUACCAGGGAAAGUAUCACUGUAUGCAAAGAAGCAGUGUUGCCCAGUUCUCUUGUCCCUGACAAGAAGGGUAAUAUAAGAACAAAACUGUGGUAUAACAAAGUUUGUUGGGCUAGAAGUACUUGUUAAGGCAUUCCUUAGUCUACAGCUUUGCUUUCUCUGGUGGGACAUAUUUAUAGCCUGAAAUGAAGGGGCACUCAGAAUCACCAUUCCCCUGAAGAGGGCUGUAGCCUGGAGAGCUGGGGCUGCUGAUUUACCGUUCGUCCUUCAGUAACAGUAAUGCUCUUUAAUGUAGUGGCAAAUUUGUGGUAUUGGAAUGAAAUUAUAUGCUGUUUCCAUAACAAAUCCUAUUGGGAAGGAGAAGGAUUUCUGGUAUGUUCAUACAGUAAUGCCCCAAAUUUCUGGUAUAUGCAUAUACUUUUAGAAGUGUUAGGGUUUGUUAAUUGAGUGGCAAGGCUACAAUCUAGCGGGCCUGAAUUCUGCCCUCUGGAUGAUGCCCACCGGUCUGCUGCCAUCCGGGUGCUUCUUUGUUGGGCAGGAGUACAAUCGCAGGUGGUGCUGAGGAUCCCUUUCAUUUAAAUGGACAGUAUUUGCAUUUUUAUUAUUAUUCAAAGGAAUGGUAAUUAGGCAUGAGAAGAGGCUGCUGUGUAUGUACAGGAUGAGUGUUUUUCAGAAUGGGCUAUAGGCUAGUGCCUCAUCAGUCUUUUACCACUCCCAGUCACAAGAGAGAACUUCCAGACCAACACAGUGAUCUUUUCGAAAAGGUGUGCACCCUGCAGCUGACCAGAGAAAGCAGUCAUGGGUUUGGUGUGACAUGCAUAGCUUAAAAUCGAGGGUACCCUUGCAAAAAGUUUGUGUUUGUGUGGCAUGAUUCCUCCAUCCGAGUGGUGCAUGGCCUCAGAAGGAGCUUCAGCUAGCAAAACUCAUAACAGCUGAAGAGGUGGUAAGUAAGAGGUUAAAUGCUUACCUAUAAAAAUAAGGAAACUGAGGUAAGGCUCUGUUUUCAUAAUGAAUUGACCCUCUAGUGCUCAAACACUGGAAUUGCAUUAUAUUUGAUGUUUCCAAUGACAGCACUACAGAACUGUGUGGCAAUACUAUGCAAAAUCAGUUCUGAAUAUUGCCCCCCCCUUUUUUUAAAAUUCUCAGAUUUCUAUUAGUUGUUGUUUGCACUUGUUGAACCCAGACCAUCAUUGCUCUGCAUGUUAUGCAAACUUAGAGUGAAUGGAUCAUAUGGAUUCUGAAUUCAAACGUUGAUUUAAAAAUGCAAGUCCUUUAGCUGCUUGGUCCCAUUAGAAGUGAGGGUUGCUCUGAGGUCCAUAGCUGUGGGGUUUUCUCAUAUUUGUAAAUCUCUUGCCUCACUUGUUCAUCAAUUGAGCUGGAAGGCUUAGGCAAUGAUUCCUGCUCGUAUGGAGAAAGGGAACUUUGUUUUUCUUGCUUUGGACUGAACUCCUUGCUGCCUGUGUGUUUACAGCACGGAAGUGUCACCAGAGAAAUGCUUUGUUCUGAAGCUCCUGAUCAGUUUUGAAAUAGCAGUACCAUAAUUUUAAAAAUGGGUUAGCGGGUUUAGGAAGCAAGGCUUGGUGACUUAGUGCUGAGGCUUUGCUUUUCACAGUUUAGUUUUUAGAAGUCUCCAAGCAUUUUAAGAUGUGAAAUAGCUGCUUAAGGACAAACUAAGCACACCAGGAUUAGGUCCUGGAGGCAUUGGAAGCAUUAUGAGCCCCAUAUUCAUUUGAGAGUAGCCCAGUGACAGUAUGGAGCAGUCUAGAUAAUACUAUACUCUGUAAAAAAAAAAAAAAAGCCAUAAUUACAUUUACUUGCCAGCUGAAAUUCACUCUGCACUGUUACUUAGUCAUUUGAGGUCACUAAAUGGAGAAGCAAGUAUCCUUUCUGUCAUAUGGGAGAGAUUUCAGUGAAUUAGCAAAAUAGGCCUUAAUAAGCAAUAUAUAAUUGCAAGAUAAAAGUAGUACUACUUUGAUAGUUUAGUUGUAGACAAUGCUUUUAAAAAAAUUAAAUGCUUUAAGAAAACAUGCCGAUUUUGUGACAGCUGUGUUUCAGAUCUCAACUUGUGUUUAGUCUAAACUUCCAGUGUAACCACAUUAGAGAUUCUUCCAGGCAUGAGGUCUUGCCCUUGUUUGCAUUCAAAUCAGCAGCAUUAAAUUGCUUAUCUUGAGGUUGAAUAAAUAAACUCUAGUCUUCUACUCAGACAACACUUAAUGAAGACCCACAUUCAGCCACCGACCUCACAUGAAAUGCUGCUGGGUUGAGACCCCACAAGCCUUGUCCAAGUAUCCCAAGGCUUUGUUGCAGUGCGUGAACGUAUUGGACGUGAUUGAACCGCACUAAGGCGGAAACUUGGCAAUAACACUUAAACUCUGGUGUAAACACACUGCCUUGGGAGCCUUGUGUCAGCCACCAUGAAAAGUAUUUUUGAUGGACUAUCUUAGAAAUAACUUCUUCAGAAAUACUGAAGUGAUUUCUAUAUGCAAUUAGCUGUCUCUUGGAUAGUCGCCUUAUUAAUGGUCUGCAGUGUUUAAUAAGGUGUUAUCCUAGGCUAACAUAUAAGGCUACCGUACGUCAGUAGUGCAGCACAGUAGGUGGAACUUGUCUGCAUUAUAGUAUCACCAGAAUCCCUUUGGGUGAGGGGGAACAGUAUUUUUUGUGUAGUUCUGGUAUAACUUGGCUAAUAUUAAUCGCUUGCUACAGCACAGAUUUAAAAGUCAUUUAUCAUGGGAUAGUUUCAUGACAAAGAUCACAAGAAAAAUGAAAGUGGCCUGUAUCCCUCAGGUGGGAUGUCUUGAUGCUGUUUUCUUGCAUGCUCAUUUGUAUAAUUCAGAUAUUUUAUAACUGUUUUACAUUCUGUGACUCGGUGCUAGUCUCAUUGCUGUCUUUAAGUGAGACUAACAGUAUGACUCACUGAUGCUGUAUGACUUGUCCUGUUGUCUUGUUCAUGUUAAUUACUAUUGCUUUAUUACUGGUAACUUGUUUGACCUCCACUACCAUGCUCGGAGUACUACUGAAGCUAAGGACAGGACUGAUAGCCACAGGAGUGUGCAGUCUGUUUGAGCAAGACAAGAGCAUGUCAGUCCCCUCGGCAGCUUGCCCACCACCGGUUCAACGACUGCUGCUGCAUCUUGGGUGCUGGACUAUCACCCUUCCUCAGAGGUAACAUUUGCAGUCUUCUGCGAACUCCAUGGAUGUCCUACCAGCAGCAGCACUACUCGGACUGUGCUGAAUUGGCUCAUUUUCCUGGCUGCCCGAGCGAUGUGCUCACUCUUUUGUUUUUCCCCCACCUACCUAGGGUGGAGGCUGUCCUGGCUGCUCUUAAUCCCUGCAUUUGAUGGAGGAAGUUAAAGGCAGUAUGUGCCAUUAAAACAUCCCUGGCUGACCUUCUGUGGCUCAUAUUCUGCUGCUCGCUUGCCCGUGCCCUCUUGGAUAACCUCACUGGAAGUUGCCUUGCUAUAACCAUUGCAAGAAUAUAACUCAUUCGGAUCCCAGUUUAUUCUUGAGAACUCACUGUGCAGUGUUCAUCACAAAAUCAUUGCUGUCCAAAUAGACAAGUGACUUACUCUCAA